AUGUCCAACUUCUUCGACCUCAAGGCCCGGAAAGCGGCCGCUGCUAAUGGAGCAGCAUCGAGCAGCACCGAGAAGCAAACUAGCGAAAACACCAAAGUACAACCUUGGGUGGAGAAAUACCGGCCCAAAACCCUCAGCGAUGUCACGGCCCAAGACCACACCAUUACCGUCCUCGAGCGGACGCUCCAAGCCUCCAAUCUCCCACACAUGCUCUUCUACGGCCCCCCAGGAACAGGCAAAACAUCCACCAUCCUAGCCCUCGCCAAAGAACUCUACGGCCCCGAGCUGAUGAAGACCCGGGUCCUCGAGCUCAACGCCUCCGACGAGCGCGGCAUCUCCAUCGUACGCGAGAAAGUCAAAGACUUCGCCCGCACCCAACUCACCAACCCACCGCCGGGAUACAAGUCGCGGUACCCGUGCCCACCCUUCAAGAUCAUCAUCCUCGACGAGGCCGACAGCAUGACGCAGGAUGCCCAGAGCGCCCUGCGCCGCACCAUGGAGACGUACAGCAAGAUCACCCGGUUCUGUCUGAUCUGUAACUAUGUCACCCGCAUCAUCGACCCGUUGGCCAGCCGUUGCAGCAAGUUUCGCUUCAAGAGCUUGGACCAGGGGAAUGCGCGGCGUCGGUUGGAGGAUAUUGCUAGGCUGGAGGGCGUGCCGGUUGAGGCGGGUGCCGUGGACGCGUUGAUCAAGUGUAGCGAAGGGGAUUUGCGGAAGGCCAUUACCUUUUUGCAGAGUGCGGCUAGGUUAGUCGGCGCUAAUGCUCCUUCUGGUGGUGCUGCUGGCGCGGAUGGGGACGAAGGCAGUGAUGACAAGAUGGAUGUGGACGGGGAACAACAAAAGACAGUUACAGCCAAGGUUGUGGAGGACAUCGCGGGUGUGAUCCCGGAUGACACGAUCCAAAGCCUGGUCAAGGCCAUGCGGCCGCGGGCUGCGGGCGAGACGUACCAGGCGAUCGCGAAUGUGGUGGAGGAGAUGGUGGCGGAUGGAUGGAGCGCGGGGCAGACCAUGACACAGCUACACCAGGCGGUGGUCUACGACGAAACGAUCCCGGAUGUGCAGAAGAAUCGGAUCGUGAUGGUGUUUUCGGAGAUUGAUAAGCGGUUGGUGGACGGCGCAGACGAGCACUUGUCGAUACUCGAUCUGGCGCUGCGUAUCUCGGGGAUUAUGGCUGGACGGUAG
Dichotomopilus funicola is the source of this 1182-nucleotide messenger RNA. RefSeq names its product P-loop containing nucleoside triphosphate hydrolase protein. Gene Ontology annotation, molecular function: DNA binding; ATP binding; DNA clamp loader activity. Lineage: Eukaryota; Fungi; Ascomycota; Sordariomycetes; Sordariales; Chaetomiaceae. The record is from RefSeq and is a predicted model, not a curated record. The transcript has 3 exons. Bases 1 to 1182 code for a protein of 393 amino acids. Gene Ontology annotation, cellular component: nucleus; DNA replication factor C complex. Gene Ontology annotation, biological process: DNA-templated DNA replication; DNA repair.